AUUGUGGGACAACCUAGAUCUCUAUCAAUGAAAUGUGGAUCUAUUUAAAAUAAAAAAAUAAAAAAUGUUGACGGACAUUCCCUGCCAAGAAAUCCACAGUAAUAGAAUAGUUUACACUGUCUUUAUUAUAUGUGCUUUCCAUAUCUUGCUUUAUCCUCAUCAGAUGUUGGUGCAGAUAUAAUUUUGGACUGUGUUGGUGCCACGCACUGGGAGAAGAACUUGGAAUGUCUUAACACUGAUGGCCGCUGGGUGGUCUAUGGGCUGAUGGGCUCUGGUGAGAUUAAUGGAGACUUGCUGGCAAAGUUGCUAUGGAAGAGAGGAAGCCUUAUUGGCAGUCUAUUGAGAUCCCGCUCUGGUAAGUAUAAAGCAGAGCUGGUGAAGGCGUUUACAGAGCAGGCUCUGCCGCACUUUGCCCCUGGGGGUCCCAUCCACCUACGGCCGAUAGUGGACAGUGUGUACCCCCUGCAGAAGAUUGCUGAUGCCCACCAGCGCAUGGAAGACAACAAGAACACAGGCAAAAUUGUCCUUCAAAUCCCAGUGUAACACUGGAAGAGCAAGUAGUCAUGGGUCAGUUAUGUUCCUCUACACUCAUAUGCACGGUAGAUCAUGUUUGCCGUUUUGGCUAUUUGAUGACAUGUAAGUGACAGGAACAUCAGCUCGCUAGUCACCUCCAAUGUAGCCCAAAGAGGACCUGUCGCCUCUCCUGUAGUUUUAAGUUAAAAAAAAAAUCUAUUCUUCUAUGAAAUAAUUAUUCUUGAGCAUCUUUUCUUAGAACAAUGCAUUGUGCCACUGUUAUUCCCCCUGGAAAUGUAAGGAUGAAUUGACAAAUGGGUGCUAUUGUUAUCCUUGUCAGUGAGGUGUGUCCCUACACCAUGACAUUAUCAUUAAGCAUUACUGACCGUGUCAUGCUGUAGUAACAUAGUAACAGUUUAUAAGGCUGAAAAAAGACAUCUGUCCAUCCAGUUCAGGUGGUAAAACAGACAUGUGGAGUCCCACCUCUCUCUAAAAGAGUUAUCCUUUUUGGACAAUGCCUUUUCAACCUAUGGUUCCUCCAUUGACCAGAAGUGCCAAAAGUGCAUUAGAUGGCUGUCUUUUAUUUUAAUGGACACCAAUGGUUUUCCCAAUUGUCUUCAUUAACAAAGAGGAAUCCAAAAAAGGAGAAACUAUGACUACCUCUGUAUAUAUCAGGUUAAACCCGUCUCAGAACUGCUCCUACAUAAUCAAGCCUUACAUUACAUUACUGUCACCUUAAAGGGUUGUCCACUUUCGGGUUACUGCUGACCAAUGUGUUUGUAAGAGGAUUAUAUUGCAAUUACUGAUAUAGCCUUUGUUGAAAUUCUGCAUCAUUUUCUAUAUUUUAUAAGCUAUGCCCACUUGUUUAUAGAGUAUUUUGUGCUGUACACAUAGAGGUCCUGUCCAUAAAAUGGCUGCUGAUGGAGGGUCAUGUGACCAGGCAAAUCACCUCCAUGUGAUGUCUCCUCCAUUCAGAUACACUGCACCUGCCAUCUGCACUCGUUCUGUUGGGUAUUUAAUACAGCUACAGUGUGUUUGAAUGGAGGAGAUAUCACAUGGAGGUUAUUUGCCUGCUCACAUGACCAUCCAUUAGCAGCCAUUUUGUGGACAGGACCUCUAUGUGUACAGCACAAAAGACUUGGCAAACCCGGGGGCAUAGCUUAGGUUCCUGGGCCCUGGUGGAAAAUCAUUAACAGGGACCACUGAUCAUGUGCCUUUUAUAUUACUGGUGUUUUCUUUGGGUACUGGCACUUUGGGUCUCCCACAGGAACUGGCGCCCAGGCUUGACGACUACCUUUGUAUCACCUAUAACUAUCUUCCUAUACUAUACAUACCAGCCUGGCCAUCCAACCUGAGACCAUGUUUGAUUCAUGACAUUGAUUAUUUGUGAAUUCCACCAAGUUCCAAUUACAAAAUGGAUACUUCCUUCCCUCCCCUUUCCUUUCUUUCCUUUUCCUUACCUAGUU
Bufo gargarizans (Asiatic toad) is the source of this 1979-nucleotide messenger RNA. RefSeq names its product tumor protein p53 inducible protein 3 (gene TP53I3). The coding region runs from base 130 to 543 and encodes 137 amino acids. Gene Ontology annotation, molecular function: NADPH binding; quinone reductase (NADPH) activity; quinone binding. The transcript is spliced from 2 exons. NCBI's taxonomy places the organism in Eukaryota, Metazoa, Chordata, Amphibia, Anura, Bufonidae. The record is from RefSeq and is a predicted model, not a curated record.